Verticillium alfalfae VaMs.102 is the source of this 2076-nucleotide messenger RNA. RefSeq lists its product as hypothetical. NCBI's taxonomy places the organism in Eukaryota, Fungi, Ascomycota, Sordariomycetes, Glomerellales, Plectosphaerellaceae. Gene Ontology annotation, molecular function: protein binding. The record is from RefSeq and is a predicted model, not a curated record. The transcript has 3 exons. The coding region runs from base 1 to 2076 and encodes 691 amino acids.
AUGUCCCUGGGGAUCAAGCAAGCGUGGCGAGCCCGGCCGCUGUCGAUCCGCGACGCUGGGAACCCGCUGAUUCCCAGGGGUUCUCCGGGUUGUGGUCGCGGGCCGUGGCUCCCGUGGGUGCGACGACGCCUCGCAUCGGGGCUUGCUGCUGCUUCUGCUGCUUCCGCUGCCGCCCCCGAUGCGGGAAAGCUCGGUGAUGCUCGACGUUCAGCCCUGUCGCCGCGUCGGGCCCCCGAGAUGGACGCGGCGCCGCCCAUGCGCAUCGCUCCAGCGCUCCAGCCCGAGUCGAUGCACGAUGCCAUGAAGAGGCAGUUUCUCGACACGCUGCUGUACGACGUCGAGGAGGACGCCCAGGCGAUCGAGGCCGCCGUCACGACCGGCUCCGUCAUGGACAAGGGGAGCGUCGUCUACGCCUCCGUCCGUGAGACGAACGCCAGCCGCCAGCGCCAGCACCGGGCCCUGUGGCAGCAGCUGCGGCUCGACGAGAUCCGGAAGGGCAAGGGCAAGGACACGGCCGACUGGCGCAAGGUGCUCACCAUUCUGUCGAACAGGGCGCCCAAGGUCGCCCGCACGCUGUCCCAGGCCAGCCGCACGCUCGUCGUCACGCGGCAGGUGGCUGAUCGGUUGCUGUACGGGACUGACCAGACCAUCUGGGAUAUUGCCGAGAGGACGGACUGCCGGCUCGACAUGGACGAGUCGUCGGCCAGCGCAUCCCUGCGGCCCCCUGGCAAACGCAUCGUUUUGAUGGGCUUCGAUCACGCCGUCGAGGCGGCCAAGGCCGAGAUUGCCUAUAUUGCCGGACAGCCGCUGCCGGCGACGAGCUCGACAUCCAUCCAGAAGAACGGGUCCAGAAAGAGCAAGCCGCGUCGUUGGACCAGCACAAAACCGCUGGAGAAACCUGGCUUCACUCCCGAGUGGACUAUACUCUAUAAAUUUGAAGACUAUCCCCGUCCGUUAUACUGGACGCCGGAAACCUUUGAGGCCUACGUCACGGCUCUCGUGAGGGCAAAGAUGCCGCCCUACAAGGCUACUGAGCUGUACGGAUCUGGCAUGAAGGCACGCGAGGCGGUGCUUCACCUCAUCAUGGACGUUUUCCAGUCACGGGAAACCCGAUCAUCUCUCUCGACGAGUGCCUUCAAGACGGUGCUCAAGUGGAUGGGCAGCCAUGGCGUGGUGUUCCGGCCGCAGGUGCGCGAGCUGUUUGUGCGGAUGGAGGCAGCGUCGUUGCCCAUGGACGUCGAGGUCUUCAACACAUUACUGACGGGCAACAUGAGGCUCGACGACCUCCGCAAUUUUGGGAGCAUCGUCUCCCUCAUGGCCCGUCGCGGCUACGUGCCCACGCUCAAGACGUGGUCGCUGUUCCUGGCCAUCGUCAAGAACAACGAGGUCGAGCAGCACGUACUCCGCGCCAUGAACGAGCGCGGGCUGCUCGACGACCCCCGCGCCAGCCGCAUGAUCGCAACGCGGUUCAUCAUGCACGAUCUGCAGCAGGCCCGGGGCAACUGGAGCGGCCUGUCGGCCUUUAUCGACUCGCAGAACCAAAAAUACGGCUUCGGCUGGAUCACGACGGCGUCCUUCAACAAUAUGCUCAACGAGCUCGGCCGGCAGGGCAAGCUGGCCUCCGACGACGACCUCGCCCACCUCCCCGCCAACACGGGCUCCCGCAUAGCGCACCUCUACCGCAAACGCUACUCCCGCGCCAGCGACUGGCACCCCGCCCGGCCCCUUCACGUCCUCUUCGCCGAGGCCCUGGAAGCCGACCGCGACCUUGAGCGCCGCCGCGCCGCGGACCCCGUCGACGAACACGCACCCCGGCGCAUCAAGGAACAGGGCCUCCCGUUGCCCCUCGUCGCGCGGCGGCCGGCCGACGCGUCCGAGACCCGCGACGACGGAGCAAGAGAAGCCUCGACCUCCUCUGCGCCGCUGUCGACAGCAGCCGAGACGCCGGCCGCCGAUAGCCAACUGUACAUGACCAUUUUCCGGCGCACCCUGAGUGCGGCGCAGAGACGGGCGAAGAAAAAGAAGAUGAAGACUACGAAUACAGACACGGGGGAGAUGGGGACGGCGACCGCCUGA